Serinus canaria (Common canary) is the source of this 1173-nucleotide messenger RNA. RefSeq names its product B-box and SPRY domain containing (gene BSPRY). Gene Ontology annotation, molecular function: protein binding. The record is from RefSeq and is a predicted model, not a curated record. The coding region runs from base 46 to 1080 and encodes 344 amino acids. NCBI's taxonomy places the organism in Eukaryota, Metazoa, Chordata, Aves, Passeriformes, Fringillidae. The transcript is spliced from 6 exons.
GCGGCCGGGCGGGGCCGCCGCCCCCGCGGCAGGUGCGGGCACAGCAUGGCCCAGGCCGAGCGGCUGCGGAACAAGCUCGUGGAGCGCUGCGAGCGGAUCCAGCUGCAGAGCGCGGCCAUCGCCCGGCACGUGGACGAGGUGCUGCCUGCCAAAGACCAGGGCGUCCAGAGCGCAGCCAGCGCGGCGCGGGAGCUGGUGGUGCAGAGGCUGCUCCUGGUGGGGAAGGCCUGUGAGAACGAGGAGCAGCGGCUGCUGGAGAGGGUGCACACCGAGGAGGAGCGGGCACACCAGAGCAUCCUCACCCAGCAGGUGCACUGGACAGAGGCUCUGCACAAGCUGGGUGCCCUCCGCACCUACCUGGUGGACAUGAUCACCAACCUGGAUGACCAGGGCCUGCUGUGUGCAGAACAAGAGAUCUUUGAGAGGACGGAGGUGGCAGAGGGAAUCUUGGAGCCACAGGAGUCCCUGAAGUUAAACUUUAAUCAGAGCUGUGUUCAGAGUCCACUGCUGCAUCGACUGUGGGCCUGUGCCGUGCUCUGCUGUCUCACAGGCUCACAGGAGAUUCACAUCGAUGAGAAAACCCUGAGCCCCCACCUCAGCCUGUCAGAAGACAAGAGAACCCUGACCUUCAGCCCCAAGAAAGCAAAGGUGGACUCGGGCUGCCCCGAGCGGUUUGACCACUGGCCCAACGCUUUGGCCACUGCACCUUUCCACUCGGGGGUGUGUGCCUGGAAGGUCAGCGUGGAGCAGAGCUGUGCCUACAAGCUGGGGGUUUGCUACAGCUCCGUGCCCAGGAAAGGCUCUGCCAACGAAGGCCGCCUGGGCUUCAACGCUGCCUCCUGGGUGUUCUCACGCUAUGACAAAGAAUUCCGGUUCCUGCAUGCGGGGCAGCCCCAGCCCGUGGAGCUGAUCAAGGCCCCGGCAGAGAUCGGGGUCCUGCUGGACUUUUCAGGGGGGGAGCUGCUCUUCUACGACCCCGACUCCUGCACCAUCCUCUUCUCCCACCACCAGGCCUUCCUGGAGCCUGUGUUCCCUGUGUUUGCCGUGGCACACCAGAGCAUCUCGCUCGGCCGUGUGUGACUGUGUGUGCUCUGCAGUGCCUGGGGGAAGGGAGCCCGGGCAGGGCUGUGGGCUGUGUCCAGGGCCCUUCAGACAACACCUGCCUUCACACUA